This is a messenger RNA of Kickxella alabastrina, 799 nucleotides long. RefSeq lists its product as uncharacterized. Lineage: Eukaryota; Fungi; Kickxellomycota; Kickxellomycetes; Kickxellales; Kickxellaceae. The record is from RefSeq and is a predicted model, not a curated record. Bases 69 to 749 code for a protein of 226 amino acids. The transcript has 3 exons.
UUACAAAUUCAACGUUUUUCUUACCUCCAAUUUAAAUUUUUGUAUAUUUACUCUUUUAAAUAAAAAACAUGAAUUUGGGCAAUGAAACCGAGGACCUACCAAGCUACGAAGAAACACUAGAAACAAUUUCCCACAAACAAUACAUAUUGAAAUAUCCGCAGCUCUUUCGACUGUGUACUUCAGACCCUCGACUACGGUCUAGACCAGUGUCAGCGCCAGAGCCUAUGUUGAUACCUCCAUAUCUAGCAGCACCAUAUGCUUUGGUGCCGGAUUUGGUUCAAGAUGAUAUAGGCACCAAUGUACUAUUGAACAACAAGGAAGCAGAGCAGCAGCAGACCAGAGACCAUUGGAACAAAGAGGCGCCGCCGCCAGCGUACGAAAAAACCGAACCCAAUCGAUUAGAAGAAAUGUAUCUGAUUCCCUCCAACCCCAUUCCGUUCACCUAUGAUUUUACAUUUCCUGAAGAUCAAGCCGAUCGGCUGUGGUGGGCAUGUAAUCGGGAGGCGAAGGAUGUUGGCGAGGUGUCAGAGGGGCGGCCAUGGAGGGAGUUUGUUUGUGUGGAGAGAUUGAUUGGUCGAAUGUUAGCUGAGGUUGUAAGGUGUAAAAAGAAGGAUCUGACUUUGGGCACUUUGGUCAUACAUGGUGAUUUGGAUCCUGGGUUGCACAAGCUUUUGGUUUUUUCAACAGUAACUGUAAUUGAGGAGUACCCAAUGAGGUGCCUAGCUUAUUUGGGUCGCAGCGCGUCUUAGUGAUUUUAAAACAAUAUUAUACGGCUUCUUUAAUAUUGAUGUGACAUUGU